UUUUUUUGGCUUGCAGAGGACGGAAGUUUUAUAACAGGAGACUUAUGUAUACAGUGUAGUGUCAGCAUGAGCUAAUGUUGUUAUUCAUAUAGGACUUAAACCUCCAGCUUCUCAAAAGUCGACAAAAUGGUCAACCUCGGUCUCACCAAAGUGGACGACGCGCUGGCGGCCAAACACCCGGGUUUAGGGAGUUAUGCUGCCUGUCAGUCUCAUGCCUUUAUGAAGGGGACUGGGACCUUUAUACUGGGCGCUGGGAGCUUAUUUGCCAUUCAGAUGGUUGUGCAGAAAAGACUUCCUUAUCCUCUUCAAUGGAACCUGCUCAUUUCCAUAGUGGCGUCAUCCGUGGGCAGUUAUGCAGUGACACGCUGGGAAACACAGAAAUGCUCAGACCUCUGGUUGUUAUUAGAAACUGGGAAAGUCCCGGACAGAUCGCCGCCCCAGGUGCCUAAACCAGAGGAACCAAAAGGAACUGGGAAGACAAAAUAUGGCGACGUGAUGGAAUGAACAGGAUCAUAAACAAACUUGUUUAUCUACUGUAUAUAACGACACAUUUUCAGAAAAUGUACUUUGCUGGAGAUAUUCAGAAAAGCUGGGUGUGACAUAAUACAUUCUGCAUUUAAUUGCAUCUUAUUUCUGCAAUACACCAAAUGAAGGAAGUGUUUUUUUUUUUCUUCCAAUUUCAGAGUUUGUACAGCUUUUGAAUUUCAUAACAGCAUUAAUGUGUGGAUAAAGUUUUCUGAAUCAGAGGUCAGGAAUUAGUUCGGGUUUUUAGGAGGAAUCAGAUGUUAAGCUUGUGAUCCGGUAUUAUUAUUUGGAUGUGUUUGUUUGACAUGCAACAGAAUUAACACUGCAGUACCACUUCAAAUCCCUAGCUGUCACUGUAAUACCUCACGGACAUGCAGGACUGUGUGCUGAAGAUACAGGAGGGUCGAGUAACCAACUAAAUCACCAGUUUGUUUGCUUUUUUUUUUUAUCUUUUAAGCAUGUAAUCUAAAUUACAUAUUGAUAUUUCCUUUCAUGUAUGCCUUAGACUACAGAGAGCAAAUCUUUGUGGGAUGAUUCAUCCUGAUAAAUAAACAUUCAGUGCCACAGUGUAA
This is a messenger RNA of Thunnus maccoyii (southern bluefin tuna), 1097 nucleotides long. RefSeq names its product transmembrane protein 141 (gene tmem141). The record is from RefSeq and is a predicted model, not a curated record. NCBI's taxonomy places the organism in Eukaryota, Metazoa, Chordata, Actinopteri, Scombriformes, Scombridae. The transcript is spliced from 5 exons. The coding region runs from base 127 to 504 and encodes 125 amino acids.